This is a messenger RNA of Phycomyces blakesleeanus NRRL 1555(-), 966 nucleotides long. RefSeq lists its product as hypothetical. The record is from RefSeq and is a predicted model, not a curated record. NCBI's taxonomy places the organism in Eukaryota, Fungi, Mucoromycota, Mucoromycetes, Mucorales, Phycomycetaceae. The coding region runs from base 1 to 966 and encodes 321 amino acids. The transcript is spliced from 4 exons.
AUGCCUGCCACAAAAAGAAAUAAAGAACCAAAGAAGACAAAAACCAAGCCAAAUGGGAAUCAUGUUGAUCGCAUUGCAACAAUCGAACGUCGCUCGAAACGUACCCGAAUCCAACGAGUACCAGCUAAAGCUAUAGAUGAUAGCCAGGACGAAUACGAAGAAGAGGAAGAGGAAGAAGUAAAGGAACAAGAUUCACAGAAUGUCGUUAAGAAUGAGAAUGAUAUAGCUUCAAAGCUGAAGCCAAGCACAAUCAAAAUUCCACACCCAAAAGGCUCUCCUUUUGCAGACGCCCUAUCACCAAAAGUACUAGAGUUCUUAGCAGACUUGAAGGAAAAUAAUACUCGAGAAUUUAUGCUUUCCAGUCAGGAUCGAUGGAAAGAUACCCAGAAAGAAUUCACAGACUUUGUUGGUAUGCUUAUGGAACAAUUGCAUGAUUUGGAUCCCACGAUUCUAGUAGAGAACCCAAAACUAUCAGUAUAUCGACAGCACCGAGAUUUGAGAUUUACGAAUGACUUGAGGCCUUACAAGACAUACCUCUCGGCCUCUUUUUCGAGAGGAGGCAAAAAAUCUCCAUUUGCUGGCUAUUACUUUGCAGUUGCACCAGGAGGAGGCACAUACAUUGGGGCAGGAAUCUGGCAACCUUCCGCCAAUCGCCUGCAAAGCAUCCGAGAAGGCAUAAUUGACCAUGCAUCCUUGUUACGUGAAGCAUUGGAGCUGGAAGGCAUGGAAAAAAUAUUUGGAAAGCAUGGUAUAUCACUGCUGGAAGACACUGACAAGCUCAAGACAGCACCGCGGAAUGUAGACAAAAAUCAUCCAGAAAUCGAACUUUUGCGGUACAAGAGUUUCGUUAUUUCAAAGAAAUUUGAUGACUUGGACGUUGUUUCAGAGGGAUUUUUGGACAAAAUACUCGAUGUAUAUGAAGCAAUUGUUCCUUUUGUUACCAUCUUGAACUCAUGGACAGGAUAA